Molecule: messenger RNA, 384 nt
Organism: Paramuricea clavata
Lineage: Eukaryota; Metazoa; Cnidaria; Anthozoa; Malacalcyonacea; Plexauridae
Source: the annotation of a GenBank genome assembly
AUGUGUGAAACUGAUAUUCCCCGAAAUAUUUGGGAGGCUGCACAAAUCGGAGAUAUUCAAGAUAAGCAAUAUCGCAUGGAUGUCAUUUGGGGCUAUUUGAAAUCGAAACUCCCACUACUAGGCAAGAUUGCACUAUCUGUUCUCGUGAUACCACACAGCAACACUGGUGAGGAGAGAGUCUUUUCGACAAUCCGAAAGAAUAAAACAGAGUUCCGAUCACGACUUCAGUUAGGAGGCUCGUUGAAUGCCAUAAUGCGGAUAAAAAUGUCAAUUCCAAGAGAGCUAUUGCCCUGCUACAAAUGGAAACCCUCCAAUAAAUUGUUGAAGAAGUGUAAAUCGGCAACACCUUUGUACAACGAGGAUCACAGUUCAAAAGACCAGUAG